AUGUCUCUUGGCCGCGUUCUCACCCUCAAGGAUGGAAACAAAAUCCCCCAGAUCGGUUUGGGGACUUGGCUCAGCAAGCCGGGUGAGGUGAAGGCUGCCGUCGAGCACGCGCUCAAGGUCGGCUACCGGCACAUCGACGCCGCGCUCAUUUACGGUAACCAAGAAGAGGUCGGUCAAGCGUUGAAGACGACGAGUGUGCCGCGCAAGGAGAUCUUCAUCACAUCUAAGCUUUGGAACAACUCCCACCGGCCCGAGUUCGUCGAAAAGGACCUGGACCUCACCCUCAAGCAGCUCGGCACCGACUACCUCGACCUGUACCUCAUCCACUGGCCAGUCCCCUUCAAGCCAGGAGACGAGCUCUCUCCCGCCAACGAGGACGGCACCGAGGCACUUCUCGAUCUCGACGGCGGCCCGAGCAUCGUCGAUACCUGGAAAGCCGUCAUCGCUGUCCAGAAGACCGGCAAAGUGAAAAGCAUCGGCGUCUCCAACUUCACCGUCGCGCACCUCGAGAAGAUCAUCAGCGCAACGGGCGUGGUGCCAGUGAUGAACCAGGUCGAGGCGCACCCGGCGCUGCAGCAGCCGGAACUGGAGAAGUACUGCGAGGAGAAGGGGAUCAAGAUCACGGCUUACAGCCCGCUCGGGAACAAUGUCAGCGGCAAGGUGCGCAUCAUCGACACGGUGCCGGUGCAAAAGCUCGCCAAGGAGCAAGGCCGUGAUGCUGCGCAGAUUCUCAUUGCUUGGGGCGCGCACAAAGGUUUCUGCGUCAUUCCCAAGUCAGUCACGCCCAAGCGCAUCGAGAGCAACUUCGACGACCUCGAACUCAGCGCGAAGGAAUUUGAGGCGAUUUCGAAGGUCGGGCGCGAGAACCCCGUGCGCUACAACAUUCCGUACCUAUACAAGCCGCGCUGGGAUAUCGAUGUGUUUGUGGAAAACAAGGGGUUGACCAUCGUCGUAGGAUCCGAAGAGGAGAAGGCUGCGAAGCACAAGGUUCGCUGA
Molecule: messenger RNA, 996 nt
Organism: Schizophyllum commune H4-8
Lineage: Eukaryota; Fungi; Basidiomycota; Agaricomycetes; Agaricales; Schizophyllaceae
Product: Aldo/keto reductase
Exons: 8
Coding region: 1-996 (331 amino acids)
Cellular component (GO): cytosol
Molecular function (GO): aldose reductase (NADPH) activity
Source: RefSeq, a predicted model, not a curated record